AAAAGAAUUGAUAUACUUGUGCGCUGUUUCCAGCAAAACGAUUUGCUGAAAUUCCUUCCUCAGUUCGCGCUUUAUUAAGCGCGCACUAUUCCAAGCAAUGAGUAAUGUUAUAGCUUUGCCCGAAUCAGGGUGAAUCACGUUAACUUGAGCGAGAUAGUUUCCGGUUGGCGGCCGCCGUGCCCAUAGCUCACCUCUCACCCUCACACGUUCGCAGCUCCCGUUGUGACCGUUCAGUGCCGGACCAUGCCGCUAAAGGUUCUGUCCAUCGGAGGCGUCCUGCUGGUCGGCGUGGGCCAAAUAGUGUGCUUCGCCCUCGGCAGCCUCGCCCUUCUGGUGCCAGUGAUAGGACUCUGCUGCGGCCUUGGCGCCGCCGUGUCGAUGGUCGUCAACGAGACGGUCGUUCACCUCCACUUCGAGGCGGAGCGUCGCAAGGCCCUGUCCAUCUACCGGGCGGCCUUCUCGCUGUCGGCCAUCGCGUACCCCUUGGUGCUCGGGCUGCUCGUGAGCGAGUACGGACUGGACGGCGCGUUGCUCGUGACCGGCGCCAUAUCGCUCAACGCCCUGGCCGGCUCCCUCCUCAUGGCCAGGCCUCCGUGGAUGUCUCCGAGCGACCCCGUGCCAUCGAUACACCGGCCAGAGAACGCGGAUGCCCAGCCUGCGGCCGAAUUAGAGCAGGGCACCAAGGCAGACGCCUCCGAGAAGCAGGAUGCAUCCAAGGUGCUUUUCAUUGCACUUGAGGCGCGCUCGGCCCGUCUCAAUGCUGACCCCGGGUGUGACAGCUCUUGCGUGGCCCAUGUGACCGCGAGCCCGCGCUCCGAGUGUCGCAUGAGCUGA
Dermacentor andersoni is the source of this 834-nucleotide messenger RNA. RefSeq lists its product as uncharacterized. Lineage: Eukaryota; Metazoa; Arthropoda; Arachnida; Ixodida; Ixodidae. The record is from RefSeq and is a predicted model, not a curated record. Gene Ontology annotation, biological process: transmembrane transport. Gene Ontology annotation, molecular function: monocarboxylic acid transmembrane transporter activity.